AUGUUGCAGUAUGAAGGCGCUAUUAAAGAAGGUGGAAGGGGCCCAAGCAUCUGGGACGUUUAUGCUCACACUCCCGGAAAAGUAAUGGAUGGAACACCUGGAGAUGUUGCAGUGGAUCAGUAUCAUCGUUAUAAGGUUCUGCAAGCUCUAUCUGGUUUGGCUUUGCUCGUGACUGUGAACAAACAGGAAGACGUCGGAUUAAUGGUGCUUACAGAUUUUCCAUCUCCUGAUCUCGGAUUUUCCCUGCUUAUGUCGAAGCAUGCUUCAGAGCGUUUGGAGAUCGUGUAA
Molecule: messenger RNA, 288 nt
Organism: Selaginella moellendorffii
Lineage: Eukaryota; Viridiplantae; Streptophyta; Lycopodiopsida; Selaginellales; Selaginellaceae
Product: beta-glucosidase
Exons: 2
Coding region: 1-288 (95 amino acids)
Biological process (GO): carbohydrate metabolic process
Molecular function (GO): beta-glucosidase activity
Source: RefSeq, a predicted model, not a curated record